AAUAAUACAUAUAGGCAGUAAAACGAAAUGCAUUCCUUUGAUGUUUAGAAAAAUGAAUCUUUGGAGAAAUAAUAAGGGUAAACAGAGACGGAAGCAAUGGUUCUUAGACAAUGGAAGCAUUUUUCUCAAAGAGCUCAUCGCUGGCUGCAACGGUCAAACCAAUCCUAUCCGCAGCUUUUCCUCUGACCAGAUCCUCAAGGCCACAAAUCAUUUCGACCCGAGCCUUUAUGUCACUGAAGACCUAUACUAUACAUGUUUCAAAGGUACUAUUGAAGAUAGAUCUUACAUUAUCAAGAGAUUUCCUGAGGAAAAAGUUAGAGGAGAUGGAGAUGGAGUUAGAGCUGUUUAUAAUGAUAUUGUCAUAUCUGCUCGUGUUACCAAUCACACUAACUUCCUCAAGCUAUUGGGAUGUUGUCUUGAGUUCCCUUUCCCGGUUCUUGUGUUUGAAAACGCGGUGAAUGGAGCGUUAGGCCACCAAGGAGGCAUUGGUUCUAAGGAUAGAACGUUCUUGCCUUGGGAUAUAAGACUCAAGAUCGCAAAGGAGAUUGCUAAUGCUGUGACUUAUCUUCACACGGCAUUCCCUAGGAUCAUUGUUCAUAGAAACAUAACUCCUAUGAGUGUUUUCUUAGAUGAGAACUGGACAGCUAAGUUGUCUGAUUUUUCGCUUUCUUUAACGCUUCCGGAAGGAAAAUCACAGAUGGAGGAUUUGGUGAUGGGAUGGCCAGGAUACUUAGAUCCUUCUUAUUUCCAUACGAGUAUAGUGACAGAAUAUGCUGAUGUGUAUAGCUUUGGAAUUUUUAUGAUGGUUCUUCUGAUUGGUAGACCGGGUAAGGUGCCUCGAUCUGAUGUUCGUUUCAUCGAUAUCCAUAGGUAUGUGAGAGUUUUGCAGGAAAAUGGUGAGUUCAUUGAGACCAUAUAUCAAGUUGGGGUCAGAGACAUUACAGUUUCUGAAAGAAUGAAGGUGGAUGCGUUCGUUGAGCUAGCGUUCAAAUGCUGCGAGAGAAGUAUCGAGAACAGACCAAAGAUGAUCAAGGUAGCCAAGGAGCUUAAGCGGAUAGAGCGGUCAAUUGUUUCUACAGCAUCUAUUGGUUUGGUCUAAAGAUUAUGAUCAUACUAAGAAAUUAAACAUGAAUAUAUAAACAUAUAUCUGUUGUUGUUUUUGAUUUCUUCAACAUAUAUGUAGGUUCUUGGAAGGACAUGCAAUAAAGUGUUUGGAGAAUCUUUAGGCUGAUAGACUUAGACAUCUCAUAAGACCAUCAACAGACAAAUGGUCUUCUUGUUUUAUGAGUCUAUAAAUGUCAAAUAUGCGAGAUACUUGGUAAGCAACUUCUCAUUGGAUUGGAUUAGCAUCAUCACUGCUCUUCAAGUAGUAAACUCUCAUUAUUCAUAUUUGAAACUGCGACUCCACACUUUUUUCUUCACCAAACUAUUUUACUGUAAACAAAAUCAUCAAGAGGAGAGCGAUUUUCCGGGAAAAUUGUGACAUAUAUAGAUCAAAACUAUAAAUGUAUGGGCUACAUCUUCUUCACCAAAUAUAUAUACUAAUUCAAUGAUCUAAACUUGUUUUCUUUCAUUUUUUACAAUGCUAAGCGACAUGAUCUCAUCAUUUAAAAGAAGGUUUAAAGAAAUAGAAGUAAAGAAGAAAAAAAAA
Molecule: messenger RNA, 1651 nt
Organism: Arabidopsis lyrata subsp. lyrata
Lineage: Eukaryota; Viridiplantae; Streptophyta; Magnoliopsida; Brassicales; Brassicaceae
Product: non-functional pseudokinase ZED1-like
Exons: 1
Coding region: 41-1099 (352 amino acids)
Biological process (GO): protein phosphorylation; cell surface receptor signaling pathway
Cellular component (GO): plasma membrane
Molecular function (GO): ATP binding; protein serine/threonine kinase activity
Source: RefSeq, a predicted model, not a curated record